This is a messenger RNA of Mycena citricolor, 668 nucleotides long. The record is from the annotation of a GenBank genome assembly. NCBI's taxonomy places the organism in Eukaryota, Fungi, Basidiomycota, Agaricomycetes, Agaricales, Mycenaceae.
AAGGUCAGCACCUGCGUCCUCCUAGUCGGUCGAAUGACAAGCCUCUGCAAGUCCAGAGACCGUAUUGGUUCUGCGGGCACUUGGCAGCUUCGAGAGCUCCUAUGUUUCCCGGUCUUCAAACAAGCUCAAUGAAGCGGUCGCACAAGCCUUCGCCAGCGGUGCUCGCAACCUACCCGGAGCGACCGAGGGCAUAUCCAUCUCCAGAACCGUCGCUAAUGAGCUCGAUUCGGCCAAAUUUGAUCCGCUUCUUGUUCGGACUGUGGCAAAGAACGUGAAUGCCAGCUUGGAGAUGCUUCUGUCUCGAGCAGAUAGUUUUGUCAGUGUCAGCGAGUGUGGCUGUUGCGAUCACUCACGUCCUACAGGUCAGCCGGGACCGCACUGCCGUUACACUGGUGGGCCCGAGCGCCACACCUCAACAGCUGUCUAACGGGCUGCUUGCUUCCUGCUUGUAUCAAUGCUGGGCUCGUCUUGACAAACUGGAUCAAGAACAGUCGGAUACGACUUUGGCUAUCAUUAAGCCUACCGUGCAGAACCUGCGUAAGGCUUACGAGCGCAUCGUCAACCCUCUCAAUCUGGCUAUACGGCGAGAUCUCGGGGCUGUCAUUACGAAGCUGCAUAAACUCGAUCUGGGCAAGACCGCCGAUCCUAUGGCCGGGAUGAACGGCGCC